Messenger RNA from Exophiala xenobiotica, 2515 nucleotides. RefSeq lists its product as uncharacterized. The record is from RefSeq and is a predicted model, not a curated record. Bases 145 to 2421 code for a protein of 758 amino acids. NCBI's taxonomy places the organism in Eukaryota, Fungi, Ascomycota, Eurotiomycetes, Chaetothyriales, Herpotrichiellaceae. The transcript is spliced from 4 exons.
CAGGGAGUGACAAUGUCGCGCGGAGGGGCAAGACUGCUAUCUGCCAUAAAUCCCAUCCAGCGGUAGCUCACGAUGUAUGGCAGCAGUCAUCGUCCAAGUCACUAUCCUCGUCCUCAAUUCCGGACCUAAUCGGACCUGCGAAGAAUGGGCCGUCAAGCUCAUCUUGCCCGGCUCGCUUUGGGAAGGUCGCCUUUCGAUCCACCACUCCAAGACGAGAAUGGAGACUUCAUUCAGGGACCAAACGUUCAACAUGACACUGCUCGGAACUAUGUCCAGCAGUUCGACGCUCGUGGUCACCCACAGAAUCUAGCCUCUGAGGCAUCAAGGAGGAGACUCCGUCGCGCUCAGAAUGAAGUCCUAUCGACAGUUGGUGUUGUUGUUCGUAAAGCGAAGGCAGAACGCUCGGCCUGGCAGAGUAUGAGCGAAGAGCAGAAACAUCUCCUCCUCCUUGACGAAAACAUUGCGGGGGCGAAUUUCGGUAUCGUCGAAAGUGUGAUCGUGAAGCUGUCAACUAGAUGGUUGAGCACCUUACGUCGCCGGAUUUUAACCUAUAAAUCCUACGUAGGUCUGCCACUUCCUCAAAUCUUGAUGGAAGAGUGGAAGAUGGUGGGUCUUCGGCCUAUUCUCCUUGCGGGUCUUCCAUCUGGCGCUGUUGCGGCAGUCAGUCAGGCUCUCAGAGACGACACUCUAGACGAUGGACGCUUCGCAUACAUAUCUCGAUCUAUAAACACGUCGUUUGCCGCAAGAGCCGCUCGCGUCGUUGGUACUCAUAGCCUCCGACUACUAUGGUUCACAGCGGAAUACCCUUUCCACGCCUUCUCCGUCUUACAGUCCCUUUACCUCCUACCAAUCGAUGCCGUUCCGCAUCCGUGGACAUUGGUGCCUUUCAGUGCGAGAUCGCCCAUUCAGCUACCUCAGCCCCUCCCGGAUAGAGCUCUCCCUUCACUCCUUUCCUACGCCACUCGUCUCUUGACUCACCCCUUCACAAUCGCCUACAUUCGAGAUCAGAUAGGGAAAGUUCUAUACACAAGGAUUUAUGUGCUCGUUCGUCAUCUUGUGGUCAAACCAGACCGACCAGACCGGAUCUCCCUUCAGAGCGCACGGGUAAACAGCAUCGUCUUCAACGACACUACCAUCCCGGGAUUGGGAACUGAUGCGAAGCUGAAAAGGAGCAAGACGGAGCCAUCGACUUUGUCUGAUACUGUCAAGGCACUCUUUCCAGCCUUGUUUUGGGUGUGGGAGAGGAUUUUGCAGACGCAAAGUGCUUCAUUGGCAGUUGAACUUACCCCUGACAUGGAAGAGGAGUUGAUACAACGGAGUAUCAUGUACUAUCGAGACUUCAUUCGACGAGACCGUCGGGACGAAGGCGACCCCAGACAUGCUCUGCGAACAUUAAGAAUUAUGGCCAUCCGCGCUGCGUUUGCCGACUUUGGCCUCGACCCAGAUCAAGCCAUGGUGGACAUCUUCGAGAUGGCCGAGGGAAUGGACUUUCCCGAGAGGGAUGAUGCAUCCACCGCAACGCCAGAACCAGAAGAAGGCCUUCUAAAUGCCCAAGUCAGCACUGAUGCAAGGCACGAGACUGACAACCAGGAAGAGUCAGCCGUUGAAGCUGCAGAACCUCUACCACCGAGAGAUGCUGGCCCCGAGGAAGACAGACCGUCUGAAGAAGCUCCUGAGAUAACCGGCACAAGUGCUUCCGGACUGAUUCUAGCAGAUAACGCAAACCCCACCGAACCUCUUGCUCAGCCAGCGGUCGCUCUCGAGACUCUGCUCGAGCCUAUAUGGUUAGACACAGAGGACGACGCUUGGAUUCGUGCGGCAACGCCUGCGGCAGGUCUUCCGCUUCCAAGCUCUCCUCGACCGAUUUCACCAACGGGAUCACCCCCUAGUCCUCCUGAGCCAGGCAUAACUAGAGCUCCCAGUUUAGCUACGACAGCUCCGCGACCUGUACGUCGAGAAACGGACAUCUAUGAUGAGCGGACUCGACCUUCCAGACAAGACCUAUUUUAUCGACACCAUUCCUCACGAGACGUGCGUGACGAAGACGAUACGGUGUAUCGUGUUACAAUUCUUUCAAACCACCCCGCAGAGGCAUUUGCUUUGAAUGUGGCAUCUAUUGUCGAACCGAUCCUCCUGCUACCUCUUGACAUACUGUUCCUCAGGUCUCUGGUGCACGACUUUCUAACGCAGCAGUCUACCUACGUGGUAGCUGCAAGCGCACGUUCGUUGCUCACCAAUGUCUUCCCGCCAGGCUUGUCGUUUCGAGCAGGAGCGGACCUUAGCAGAUCUGCAUCUUUGCAGGCUUUGGGAAAUUGGACUAUUACUCUUGCUAUGCAAAGCUUGAUCAACUUCCUGCUAUGGAAAACUAGCACACAUUUCAUAUUACGGCUGGGCCGGCGUUUUGGAUGGGGAAAAGUAUGAGACAUCCCAUGUUGCUGAAAACGCAUGGUCUUUCAAGAAUGUACUUUGACGACCGCGAUACCCGAAGGAUGUACAUUGACUACCCAAUGAUAAC